Messenger RNA from Adineta steineri, 1071 nucleotides. The record is from the annotation of a GenBank genome assembly. NCBI's taxonomy places the organism in Eukaryota, Metazoa, Rotifera, Eurotatoria, Adinetida, Adinetidae.
AUGAAUAUUUUAAAGCAGAUAUUCUUUAUUUAUUUGAUAAUUCAUCUUGUAAAAUCUGAUCCAAUAAAUCGUAAUAUUAAAAUUGAUGGUAAUUUUGAUGAUUGGAAAAAUGUUCCAUCUUAUACUGAUCCAGAAGAUAAUAUCGAUGGUACAGUUUAUGAUCAAAGUCCAUGGUUUCCUUCCCUAAAAUUUCCUGAUUGUCAUGAUACAGAUACUCGUCAACCAGAUCCUAUACCAAAACAUAUUUAUAAUCCAAAUGUGAAUAUAGUUGAAUUUAAAAUAGCUCACGAUGAUACAUCUUUAUAUGCCUAUUAUCGUGUAGUUGAUGGUGGAGUUAUUGGUAAGACUUCUAUUGGACCAAAUGAAUUUAAUAAAAAUGAUCCAUCACAAUCGUCAGCUGGAAGAUAUUAUGUAAUAGCUACAGUUGAUAUUGAUAAUGAUAAUACAACAGGUUACUGGUUACAUGGAGGUGGUUAUCAUCCAACUGCACCAGGAUUUGAUGGAAAUUUUGAAGUCGAAUUUUUUAAUGGUUCAUUUAAUCAAGAUGUUUAUCUCAAUCAUGCCGCUAAUAACGAUACGGAAGUAAAUUAUUUAAAACAUGAAAAUAAAAGGAAUCAAUUUAUAUUUGGUCCAGCAAUUUAUGAGUCUUACACGGAAUACAUUUAUUGGAAACAUAAACCAACUGAAAGUGAAAGUAAACGAUGUUUAGAUGGACCAUAUCAACUACCUGGUCCGUAUAGUAAUAAUUACAUAUGUUUUACUCAAGACAAAGCACCUGGACCAUUUACUGGUAUAAUUAGUUAUUCUCGAAGUGAAAAAGGUAAUGAAUUUGAAAUGCGAGCACCAUUUGAAGGAUUCUUAUUGAACAAAGAUACCGGUCGACCAACUCUUCAAUUAGGAAUGACAAUAAACAUAUCAUUAUCAUUAGAAACAAGUGGAGAAGAUUCAACACCACGAGAUUGGUCCUCGGAUACAGCUGCGACAAUUCAGUAUACGUUAUCUGACAGUACUGCACAAAUAUUCAAUUAUAACUUAUUGCUUUUUUUUUACUUAUUUUUUUUUCUUAUUUAA